GUGAUUAGUUGGACGCGUCGACGUCGAUGGGGAUGAGAAGUAGUGGAGAACCCAGAAUAUCCGCCUACCUUUGGGAACCGUCAUUAUUCGUCUAAAACCCUCAAAUUUCCCAAAAUUUCUCCAUUUCUACCAAAAAAUCUCACUUUAAUUCCCUGUGAAAGAUCUGCUCUCUCUGAUUCCAAUAUGGCGGCGACGGUGGCGAUCUCAGGCAUCUCCUCUCGUACGUUGGGGAUUUCACGGCCUUUGGUUACUCCUCGACGCUCUAGAGCCGCCGUUUCGUACAGUUCCACUCACCGGUUGCUCUGUCAUCGUCCUGUCUCUUCUCGUCGCUUGCUUUUGAGGAACAAUCAUCAGGUUCAAGCAACGAUUUUGCAAGACGAUGAGGAGAAAGUUGUGGUGGAGGAAUCAUUUAAAGCCGAGACUUUUACUGGUAAAGAACCUCUUGAUGAGCCAAAUACGACUUCUUCUUCAACUAGUGCUUUUGAGUCAUGGAUCAUCAAGCUUGAGCAAGGAGUCAAUGUCUUCCUUACUGACUCGGUGAUUAAGAUACUUGACACACUGUACCGUGACAGAACCUAUGCAAGGUUCUUUGUUCUUGAGACCAUUGCUAGAGUUCCUUAUUUUGCUUUUAUGUCUGUGCUACACAUGUAUGAGACCUUUGGUUGGUGGAGGAGAGCAGAUUAUUUGAAAGUACACUUUGCUGAGAGCUGGAAUGAGAUGCACCACUUGCUCAUAAUGGAAGAAUUGGGUGGAAACUCUUGGUGGUUUGAUCGUUUUCUGGCCCAGCACAUAGCAACGUUCUACUACUUCAUGACAGUUUUCUUGUAUAUCGUAAGCCCUAGAAUGGCAUAUCACUUUUCGGAAUGUGUGGAGAGCCAUGCAUAUGAGACUUAUGAUAAAUUUCUCAAGGCCAGUGGAGAGGAGUUGAAGAAUAUGCCUGCCCCCGAUAUUGCAGUAAAAUACUAUACCGGAAGUGACAUGUACUUAUUUGAUGAGUUCCAAACAUCCAGAGUUCCCAAUACUCGAAGACCAGUAAUAGAGAAUUUAUACGAUGUGUUUCUGAACAUAAGAGACGAUGAAGCAGAACACUGCAAGACAAUGAGAGCUUGCCAGACUCUGGGGAGCCUGCGUUCUCCACACUCCAUAUUAGAAGAUGAUGCUGAAGAAGAUUCAGGCUGUGCUGUUCCUGAGGCGGCUCAUUGCGAAGGUAUCGUAGACUGCAUCAAGAAAUCCAUUACGAGUUAGAUAGAAAGGAAAAAUAAAGAAGAUUUGAUUGUAACUGUAUCAGCUUAUGAAGAAUAGAUAUAUAAAGUGUAAAAUUCCCAUCAUUAUGUGUGUGGGAGAGAAUCAAAUACCAAAGUGAUGUAAAGUUACAAAGAUGAGCUUUAAUAUUAAUCAUCUAAGUUGUUGGAUGAAUUUGAAAUCACAGCCAUUGUGAUAGCAUAA
Capsella rubella is the source of this 1446-nucleotide messenger RNA. Its product is annotated as ubiquinol oxidase 4, chloroplastic/chromoplastic. The transcript has 9 exons. Gene Ontology annotation, cellular component: thylakoid; mitochondrion. The record is from RefSeq and is a predicted model, not a curated record. NCBI's taxonomy places the organism in Eukaryota, Viridiplantae, Streptophyta, Magnoliopsida, Brassicales, Brassicaceae. Gene Ontology annotation, biological process: alternative respiration. Bases 184 to 1245 code for a protein of 353 amino acids. Gene Ontology annotation, molecular function: alternative oxidase activity.